CAUCCAAGCUAGGUGAGACCGAGACGCUAGCGAUAUCGUGGUGUAGUUGUAGCCAAUUCAAGCAUAAUAUCUCAAUUCCCCAGAUCUGCGAUGUCGACUGCCGGGGAUGACGUCUCCGGUCGAGAUUCCGACUCCGUUCAAGAACCCGCAGCUAUCGGUCAGGCCGGACGAUCGAGCGAGACCAUAACGACUGCAUCAAGCCCUAUUGCUCCCAGGCGACGCAAGUUUUCUCGCAAGAGCAAGGAUGGAUGUCUGCCUUGCAAGUCCCGGAGGGUCAAAUGUGGCGAAGAGAAGCCGUCUUGCAAGACAUGCGUCCUAAGAAGAGGUCGAUGCACUUAUCCAGAAAGCGAAGCAAACUCCCCGAGCUUACACUCCCCCAACGUACAAGACAUCGAAAGCCGAACCCAAUCUCGGUUCGCGAUAGCCCUCGCCGAAUCUUUAAGAUCGCUGAAUCGAUCUGUAGGAACAACGCCUGGCGAUCCUUUCGCCGGCUUUGCCUUCGGUAACUCUUCCUCAUCAUCUCGAUCAGCUCGAUCAGGGUCGUCUUCUACCGGCCGGGACCACAACGGUCGAGGCCCAACCGGACGGGUAAUACGAGAUGGGAUUACAUUCAAUCACCAGCCGCGGUUGAUACUGGACGUCGGGCCUAGCAACCAUAGCAUACGGGGACCCAACCUCUUCGAAGAUGACUCGCCGAACGGCAGCGUACGGAAUUUCUGGCCCUAUCCAGAUACGUUGUGGCCCCCCCCGGCACCCUCCCUUCCCUUCUUGGAUGCCGCAGACGCCCUCAAGCCGUUCUUCCCUCGAGACAUGGACAGACUUCUGUUUCACCACUUUACGGACAACUUGUGUCAGGAGAUGACGGCAGUCAGGGUCGACACUUGUCAGAAUCCUUGGCUGACCCAAUUUGCGAUCUUGGCGACCUUGCUACCGCACGGCUUCUCGCCGGCUCACGACGCUUUUCGCAGUAGCCUGCUUGCGUUGGCUUCUAGCGAUAGGAACUACAAGACGUCACGACCUGGAUCGGAGUAUCGUCAAAUCGCACUGGACCUGCUGUACAUGACCGUCAGUAUCGGUGAGGCGGGACCGGGAACUAUAGAAGGAGACAUGAUCAUCGCGUCCAGUUUAGCCUUGACCUUGCGGGAUAAAUUCGCUGGCGACCAACGAUGGGAAGAGGGUCUCCUGAUUGGGACGAGCGUGAUCCUCUCCGCGGGGGGACCUCUACGAUUCAUGGCCGCCAGACCCACGCCUCAGCGACGGUUCCUCAUCGAGCAGCUCGUCUGUUUGGAAGUAUGGGCGUUCUCUUGCGUUCUACGACGACCCCUAUUAUGUGACGACCUUGGCGAGUGGUUCCUUGACGGUGCGGAGUACGGACUGCAGGAUCAGGUCGAGAUCGUCCAUGGGAUAGACAGAGCUACAAUGCUGCUAGGAUGUCAGGCCGGCCAUCUCUGGUUCGAGCACGUACGACUAAGACAGCUCGAGGCCACCGCGUGCGCAUACCCGCAAGUCAAGGCCGCCAUCGCAAACCAGGACUUGGUGUGGCGAGGGGACCUGUUCAAUUUCAGCUGUAAGACGGCGGCUAACACGAAUAAAUGCCAGGCAGCCGAUGCGUCGAACCCCAUGGCAUUUCGCGUCUCGAUCGGCAAUCGCGCCUUCACCUUGAGCAUGGACAUAUGGAUUUCGCAGAUGCUGCAAGAACACCCGUCCGAAGAAUGGGUCAAGCAGGUUUGCGCCGAAACGGUCGAGAUGCUCGAUCUGGCGAUCGAUCAAGGACACUCGCAAGGCCUACUCUUCGCAGUAAGGGCUGCAGCCGAAGUUGCAGUCGACCCAGACCUCAGACGGAAGGUCUCGGGACUGUACGACCGGGUCGCUCAAUCUUACCGGUGCGAGACCGCCAUAGCACAAAAGACGACGACGCGCAUGUGGAAAAUAUUGGACGAGGGAACUGUAGAUAGGGUCGGGACCGACUUUGCAGAAUUCUUGCGUAUGCAGGAGUGCUACGUCCCGGUAUUUUAGGCUCGAGAUGGAGAGGUGACUCGUUUUUACAUGACGAACGACUGCUUAUACUUUCGCUUGAUGACGUUCCGCGGGAGGGGGGAGUUAAGAGCCUUAAACCACGCUUACUUUUGACCCUGAUGGAAAACGACUAUAGACGAAAGGAGCAACACCUCGUGCGAGAGAUGGAUCUGCAGCCCUUCUUGACGUUUCAAUUAAUGCGAUAUGAGAGCUUGAUAUUCGGAUUAACGCGCGGUUCGAGCUUCUGUCUCGAGAUUGGAACAUGAGUCUGUUGUAGACGACCAUCGCAGGCGAACCCCACGGUCUUGGCGCGCAGCUGGCCCCCUUCCUCGUCAUCCUGUGAAAGGACUUGGAUCCGGACGAGCUCAGAUCUCCUGUACGGACUAUGUAAUGACAUCCGCAAGGUAGAAUCGUGAUCGCUUCAACGGGCAAUCA
Messenger RNA from Filobasidium floriforme, 2451 nucleotides. RefSeq names its product fungal-specific transcription factor domain-containing protein. The coding region runs from base 91 to 2016 and encodes 641 amino acids. Gene Ontology annotation, cellular component: nucleus. NCBI's taxonomy places the organism in Eukaryota, Fungi, Basidiomycota, Tremellomycetes, Filobasidiales, Filobasidiaceae. Gene Ontology annotation, biological process: positive regulation of transcription by RNA polymerase II. Gene Ontology annotation, molecular function: DNA-binding transcription factor activity, RNA polymerase II-specific; zinc ion binding; transcription cis-regulatory region binding. The transcript is spliced from 9 exons. The record is from RefSeq and is a predicted model, not a curated record.